Messenger RNA from Mytilus californianus (California mussel), 4853 nucleotides. Its product is annotated as trafficking protein particle complex subunit 9-like. The record is from RefSeq and is a predicted model, not a curated record. Gene Ontology annotation, cellular component: trans-Golgi network. The coding region runs from base 127 to 3648 and encodes 1173 amino acids. Lineage: Eukaryota; Metazoa; Mollusca; Bivalvia; Mytilida; Mytilidae. The transcript has 24 exons.
CCGGAAAAUGAUUGUCUCACGAGAGGAGGCGAGACUUUGGAUUUGAUCCUGAAAUUUGCAGAAAUGAAACGUAGCUGACGACAAAUCUCAAUAUUUUCCUUAUACAAUGACGACUUGAUUUUCAUCAUGAGUCUCAUCAUUGAUUAUGGUCAACUAGCAGAAGAUCAUCAAAGCUUACUGGUACUGGUAAACCAGACUGGUACCCUUAUUAAUAAUAAGACAUUUAACAGAGCAUGGGAAAGGAUACACAAAUGUAAUUGUAUCGGGAUACCAGGACAAAAAAGAAAAGCAUGGGUUAGGUACAAAAGAUCUUACCCGAAAGAAAAUAAUGAAUGGGGAGAUUUUCAAGCUCAUAGAAAAGUUCUUGGACUUGUUUCAGUUGGAGAGUGCUCAAAUAUUCAAGAAUUUGAAGAAUUAUUUGAUUGUUACAAAAAGGUGAAGGAGGAAUAUUCAGAUACUCUAUUUAAUUCAAGAUUAAUUAUUUUUGGAAUGAACCGUGAUGGUUCUCCUUUGUCGGAAGAAGAUAAAAGAAAAUUUUUAAAAAGUGGAAAGACUUCACCUGUACAUAGUGAAGACAGUGGAGUAACUUCUGAUCUCAGUCCAACAGAAGUUUGUGGUGAAGGAGACUGUACCAAAGAUAACAAAAUUCAAAAUGAUCCAGAAAUGAGUGGCAGACCCCAUAGUAAUAGUUUAACCAAAGAAAGUACUGGAGCUGAAGUUGUUUUCUUCCCAUGCAUUGAUGAAUGUCCGGAUUUAGAAGAGAAAUUAAAGGAAUUCGUUUCUUCCAUAUUUUUUGUUUUGGAUGGGAAGCGCUUGGACAGGUCAUUUGAAAGAGCUGAUAGAAUGCAGCUUAUUUGUGCUCCAUUUGAGAAAAAAGACUAUGUUGGUCUGGAUACUGAUACAAAAUCAUUCAGAAAGAAAUGCCAGGGUCGUCUACGUAAACAUUUGGCAGACUUGUGUUUACAAGCCGGUAUAUCAGGGGAGGCUAUUCUACAUUAUGAGACAGCUAUUGAUAUCCUGAAACCAGUGAAUGACUGGCUGUGGAUUGGUGCGUGUUUUGAAGGGUUGUGUUCAGCCUCAGUAAUACUAGUCUAUCCAAGAGUGAAAAAUCCGACACUUCGACGGGUGGAGUCUAUGUCUAUCAAGCCAGGUUCUUCCAUGGGGAAGGAAACCAAAAUCAGGGCAGGAAGUUUAAAGCACAAUUAUACUACCAAUGGCUUGCAGGAAUUAGCUGACCCUGUGGCCAAGACUGCACUUAAUCCUGCAGAUAUCAUUGAUAAAUACAGAGAAUGCAUACUUAAUUAUAGCAAGUUCAAGCUGGCAGCUGUAAUUGAGUUGGAAGCAUGUUUAAAAGCUUGUAGAUUUCUUAUUCAGCAAAGGAACCUAUUACAGGCUGCAGACUUCCUACAGAAUGUCGUUUACAUCAACAUACAGUCAACAGAUGAAGAUAAGAUAGACAGAUACUGUACACUAUCCCAGCUUUAUACACAGUUAGGAUUUCUGAGGAAGGCUGCAUUUUUCCGAAGAAUAGCAGCCAUGCAGUGUGUGACCCCACAGAACCCAAGACCAAACUGGCAACAAUGUUACCACUUAAUGAUGCAGUCUCUGGAAGGAUACAAACUCAUAUUUGAUAUCAAGGACAUUCCUGAUGUGCCAACAUAUGGAUGGCCUAUAGUGCAAUAUAGAGUACUUAAUGAGUUGAUCUACUCUGCUAAAAGAAUGGGUAACAUCCCCUUAGCUGUCAGGCAUUCAACAUUCCUACUGCAAACUCUACACAAGCAUUUAUCAUCUCCAGAGAAGUCAGAGAUUGUGUCUUCUCUUGAAUCAUUGACAGCUCGAUGUGCGGGGACCACACAAGCUCUAGCUCUAGAUAAUGGUGUAAUAUUACCACCACUUCCGUUAACAGAGAUUCCUCAUGUCAGGUCAUUUAGACUGGUACCCGCUGCACCACAUUUGGAACCAGUCAAGAUUGUCUCAAAGUCUGCAUCAGCAGAGAAAGACUUAUUUAUUUACACACCUCUUUCCAUAGGAUCGAAUAGCACCCCAGAGAAAACCAACAAAGUUGAUUUCCGAUGGGUAGCUAAAGACAUAUGUGAAGUGCAUUUACAAGUAUUUAACCCUAUGCCAGAAGAACUCAAAAUUACGCAAAUGGGUUUGUUGAUAGAGGGUGUAGAAAUGGAGAUGUACCCUACUAAUCCAGUGAUACCUGCUGAAUCUGGACCUUAUCUAGUCAAAAUGUUAUGUCGACCAAAGUCUCACGGAGAACUAAAUAUAUUAGGUUACACAACUUUAGUGUAUGGUGUCCACAGUAACUGCCGAUUAAAAGACAUUCCUCAUUUACAUGAAACACAAUCAAAAGUUGAAAUAAUACCUCCAUUACCAAAUGUUCAAGUCAAAUCCUCUUUUCCUCAGUCAGCCAUGUUUAUUACUGAAUCAGAUGGUGCGAAUGUUGUGACGACUGCUUCUGCCUCUUUAUAUGCAGGUCAAAGUGAAGAAUGUUUGAUAACAGUUCACAACACUAGUGUUCAGCCUGUUGAGAGAGUUGAAGUCAAACUUAGGUGUAAAUCUGAAGAGAAGAUGUAUUUCUCCAAGAUAUUUAACUGGUGUUCAGAUAACAUAAAAUCACAACUACCUAUACAGUCAUCAAAGAAGAUGUGUUUUAGUGUGUGUGUUUCUGGUCAUUCUGAUUUUCUUCUGUCUUCCUUCAGUAAACAUUCAUCUACUUCAGGUAGUGAAGUAAGUGAAAAUACUAGUGCUGUGAUAAAAGACACUGUUGUUCAUAAGUGUUUUGAGACAACACUCCAGAUACAGUAUAGUGGUGGAGAGGGAUUAAUGUCUGGAUUCUGUAGACUCUGUUCCAUAGCUUUUACUGUAGAUAUUUUACCGUCUGUGAUAUUUGUCAAUUGGGAUGUUCUUCCUGCUGAGGGCCCUGACCACUGUGUUUUAGUAUUUGAUGUGAAGAAUGUGAGUGGUCAUCAGAUAGAAGUACAGUACACUGCUGAUCAAAAUGUUAUCUUAGAACCAGAAGAAGUGAGAAGGGUAUCUGUACAGGUAGAAAGAUGUAUUUUUCCUCCUGAGCCAGAGCCUUCUGUAGACCUGAAGAACACUGUGAUUAAACAUAUAGGACAUUCCAAUCACUAUAGUCAAUUCUUGGCUAGUUUUGUGGACAUUCGAUGGAAUAUUCCAUCAGAAACAUGUUGUGGAAAAGCUAGUAUAGAACACCUAAAAUGGACUAUUGAACAGUUAGAGUUAAUCUCAGUAUCACAGGUUUCCUGGGAUAUUAGAAUAAAUGAUGAAAUGUAUACAGAUACGUGUAAUCCUGAAGUAUUGGUUGGUAGACUGAUGUUAUUGGAUGUUAAGCUGACCUUGAAAGAAGAUUUAGAAGCCAGUGAAGGUGAACUUGAAGUAUCAUGCUGUAGUAAAGUUAAUUGUGAAAUAGACAGUAUGUGUACAUUAAUGGGAACAGACUCUCUUUUAGUGCCAAAUGUUGAUGUUUCUAGUGCUGUGAAAUUUUCAACAUCAUUCCUAUUUCAUGUUAGUGGACAUUAUACAUUAGAUGUUAAAUUCACUGUUCGACGGACUAACGCAGAAAGUAUAGUGUUCAAAUGUUAUAAGAUUCUGUUGAUUGUUGACGAAGAGGAUAGAUAGAAUUUAUUAACUAAUUUUUUUACCAUGGAAAAAUUUCAUGAAGUGAUGCAUUCUCUUUUCAGCUGAAUUUGUCUGUUCCUGGUGUGAUUUAUGAAACCAAGUGUCUUCAAAUUUCAAUGAAAUUGUCCAAAAUUUCGAUGAAAUUGUUCAAAAGUAAUUUUUUGACUAUAGAGAACUUUCAUGAAGUGACAUGUGCACUUUACAGUUGAAAUCAUCUGUUCCAGGUUUGAUUUAUAAAGCCAAGUGUCAUCAAAUAUCAAUGAACCAGUUAAAAAGUAAUAUUUGUGAAAGGGAAUUCCUGUUUAAAUGGAUGUGUGAGAGUAGGAAGGGAUUUCCAAUAUCCAGCUACAACAAACAUAAUUUUACCCACAAUUCAUAUCAAAAAACGAAACCUCCCUUCUUACCGUCCCACAUCAAUUUUAAUGGAAUAGCCCCUGUGGGAUUUUCCUUCCUUCCAGUCAGUUAAAAUUAUAUCCCUGAAGUUUUUAUUUUACUUUGAUGGCUGUGGAUUCAUAUAUUUUUGUGUGACCAAUUUUCAUGGCUUGAGGAAAAUUGUAUAUUCGUGGAUAUCUGAUUUCGUGGUUUUGCCAAAGUUUGUAUACAAGCCUAUAGAAAAAUUGUUACUUUGUUGAACAUUGAAAGUUGUGGUUCAACUUUACAUACGAAAUCCAGGAAAGUUGGUAUCCCACAAAAAAUAAUUAAUCCACAGUAUGGAAAAUAUACAAAUCUUCAUACAUGUACAUUUCAGAUCAUUUUACACCAAUCAUAGAAGUUUACAGGGUGAAACCAUAGACGGCUGUUACAUGUUUAUUCAGUUAACAGUAGUUGAGAAAUUGACCAGGUUAACCAUUUAAAUCUCAAGUUGUUCAUUUUAUCAAGUUUUUAGAUGACAUUUAUUUAGAAAAGCUUGAUUUCUACUUAAUUAUUCAGAUGAAUUAUUCAUAGAAAAUUUGAUUUGCACUCAUGUUUGAAUUGGCUAUAGACAUUUUUGCUUUUCUGAAGAACAAGAUCCAUAAAAAUUUGAAACCCUUUUAUAAUGUAUUCAUUGUAAAUUAAGCACAUUAAUUGAUUAAUGCUGGUGUUUAGCUAAGGCUGAUUUAUUUUUAUACGACCGCAAAAAAAUUUUGUGGUCGUAUAUUGGUAUGACGUUGGCGUCGUUGUUGUCGUCGUCGUCGUCGUCGUCGUCGUCGUCGUCGUCGUCCAGC